AUGGGUCUGCAGUGCUCCUGCUGCUGCCUGAAAUCCUCACCGGCUCCGAAGGACUUUCACAUCCUGCUGCUGGGCGCGUCGGGCAGCGGCAAGACCGAGCUGGGUCACCGUCUCCGGAAUACACCGCGUCCAGCCGACGACCAGGAUGCCACGAACGGUGUGCGUUGCUUCGAGGUCCUGCCGGUGGCGUUUCCGGACUUCCAGCUCCAGCUCACCGAAGUGGGUGGCAAUCCGGAGAUGCAGCGCCUGUGGCAUCACUACUUUGCCUCCAGUCAUGCUUUGAUUUACUGCUUCGAUCUCAGCCAGAGUCCCGAGGAGCUGGACGAUACCUUUCGCCUGCUAAGGACCUGCCUGCAAGACUCCCAGAUGUCCGGCAAGCCGGUCCUCUUGGUGGCCUCCCGAUACUGUGACGGUGUCCAGCUGUACGAUGUGGCGAAUGCCUUCGGUCUCGACCACCUGGCAACGUCCUGCGGGUGUCCUUUGCUCAUUUGUGACAUGGACGACCCGGAGGAUCUGCAGCGUGGCUUCCGGUGGCUGUGCCAUCAGUUUGCGGUCAGUGAGUCCCAAUUGGAGCAACGGGUUCGAUACGAUGUCAAUAUGAAGGCCUGGCAACAACGCAGGAAACUGAUUCUCACAACCGGAAAACUGGCCCAGAUCCAUCGUCAACGUUUUCGACGUCAGCACAGAAAGGUUCUACUAAAAUAA
Molecule: messenger RNA, 705 nt
Organism: Drosophila bipectinata
Lineage: Eukaryota; Metazoa; Arthropoda; Insecta; Diptera; Drosophilidae
Product: ADP-ribosylation factor-like protein 2
Biological process (GO): cilium assembly
Cellular component (GO): cytoplasm; microtubule cytoskeleton
Molecular function (GO): GTP binding; GTPase activity
Source: RefSeq, a predicted model, not a curated record